AUGCUUUGUGCUUUUUCCCCCCCUCGUCCCCGUCGUUCCCCCAACCAGUGCGUGGAUUCCCAGGGUCGCACGCCGUUGAUUCUCGCCAGCGGCCGGGUAGAGGGCUUUGAGGCUGCGAAAAUUCUGUUACAGAUGGGCGCUCUUGUUCGCGCCUACUCCAAAGGAGGGGGCACGGCCAUUCACUAUGCCGCUCGUAAGAAGCUCGAUGCCAUGGUGAAGCUGCUGCUGGACCAUGGAGCGGACCCCCUUUUCCCUAACGAUGAUGGAAAAACCGCUCUGGACCUGGCGAGAUGGAGAAACUCCACUGCUAUCGUCAGACUCAUGGAGAGCCGGGUGGCCUUGUUCGAGGGCCAUGUGCGCCAGCAGACCCUCUCAGCACUUUUGCAACUCUCCUGUCCCCCUUUUUCCCCCACCCUGUUCUCCUCUGUCUGGCUGGUUGCCCCAUCAGAGCCGGGUGGCAUUGUUCGAAGGCUAUGUGCGCCACACCCUAGCCGGGUGGCAUUGUUUGAAGGCUAUGUGCGCCAGCAGACCCUCUCGGCGCCGUCGCUAGUGAAAGCCUUUAGAAUUUGGGUGGCAGUGCUUCCAGGGCCCACCAUGAGUGACGGACGCCAGACAUUCCGCCUCGCUCUCUACCCAUCCAUGGCUUUUGGCGCUCCCUACUUCGACAUAGCACUGCACGUGUGCCGCAUUCACAUGACCAAGCUGAACUCCGCCAACCCUGUACUCGUUAUAGAGGGCCCCGUUCAUGUCGACUCAAAAGCUCACCCGACCCCUCCCAGACUACGCCUGCCGAGGAACGCCACGGGUGAUUCCUCUCUUCCCUUUCCCCCUUCUAUCCCCUCAUUCUUCCCUCCUAACAAUCCUUCCUCCUCUCACUCUUCCUUUUUUCUCACUCGUCCCUCAUCUCUCAUGCUACCCUCCCUCUCACUCUUUCCACCCUUUCACUCUUUCCACCCUCUCACUCUUUCCACCCUCUCACUCUUCCACCCUCUCACUCUUUCCUCCCUCUCACUCUUUCCUCCCUGUCACUCUUUCCACCCUCUCACUCUUCCCUCCCUCUCACUCCUUUCCCCUUCUCACUCUUUCCUCCCUCUCACUCUUACCACCCUCUCACUCUUCCCUCCCUCUCACUCUUCCCUCCCUCUUACUCUUCCCUCCCUCUCACUCCUUUCCCCUUCUCACACUCACUCCUCCCUCCCUCUCACUCUUCCCUCCCUCUCACUCUUCCCUCCCUCUCACUCUUCCCUCUCUCUCACUCCUCCCUCCCUCUCACUCCUCCCUCCCUCUCACUCUUCCCUCCCUCUCACUCUUCCCUCCCUCUCAAACUUACCUCCCUCUCACUCUUUCCUCCCUCUCUCUCUUUCCUCCCUCCCACUCUUUCCUCCCGUCUCUCCUCACUCUUCUUCUGCAUGCUCCGUAGAGGGGGGAUGUGUUCUCUCAGCAGCUCGCACCCAGUCGGCCAAUCAGCAUCAGACACCUCAGAAUGUGACAUCCUUUCCCCGAACCCCACAAUCACAUGCACCACCACCGGCAACCCAGCUCCCAGCGUCUCGCUCUCACACUGCCCCCUCCUCCAUUCACCAUCCCCCACCACCACAGACGCAUCCCACCAUGUACCCCCACCCUCCUGCCGCUCCUGCUGCUUCCCCUUUUGCUGCUCCUACUGCUGCUGCUGCUGCUGCUGCUGCUGCGGCUUAUUACACACAGCUGCAGGCACAGCAGCAGCUGGGGGGGUUAGGAGCAGCAGGAGCAGGACCAGUGGCAGCAGCAGGAGCAGGAGGGGGGGCGUCAGGAUCAGGGAGAGGGGGUCAGCAGAGCGGAGGGGAAUCCAGGGGCGUGGUGAACGUGCACGCGUGGCAGGAUGACGUGGACGAGGACACGGCAGGGGAGGAAGGAGCAGACGGCUUUAUUCUCACCCGUUCCUCCUCCGAGCCCCAGUCCAGAUCUGGCCGCUCCCUCUCCUCCUCCUCUUCUUCUGCUGCGGCUGCGGCCACCGACUCAUUCACUGCAUCGCAUCGUUCUUCUAGGUCCAUUUCAGCCUCUGCUGACCGCCACCCGUUUGUCCCACCUGCUGCCCCCAUCCCCUCUUCCUCCGCUGCUGCUGGCACUUCUUCUGGCAUUGCCGCUAGUCCUGCUACUGGCGCUGCAGCUGGUUCAGCCAGUACAGCCGGAACAGCUGGCACUGCUGCAGCAGGGGCGGAAGGGGGUCGAAUGCGCGACGAGAUUGCGAAUCAGUUCUCCUCUGUGGCACCGGCGCUCAACCGAGCAGCAGCAGCCGUGUCGUCGCUCUUUGCCUCCGGCCCACCGUCAGCACCCCCAGUGGACGCUCCUGCUUCCGCAGCAGCAGGGCCACAUUCCAACGCAGGCGGCAUGUGUGCCUUGCGGGCAUGUGGUGGGGUGUGUGGAGUGUCUCACUGA
Closterium sp. Naga37s-1 is the source of this 2418-nucleotide messenger RNA. NCBI's taxonomy places the organism in Eukaryota, Viridiplantae, Streptophyta, Zygnematophyceae, Desmidiales, Closteriaceae. The record is from the annotation of a GenBank genome assembly.